AUGUCCGGUCUGGACACCAUACUUGUGCGAAGGGACGACAUCGUGGGACCCGAGUCGAUCAAUGAGCUCGACAUCAUGGUACGGAGGUACUGCAGGAAUCAGAGAGUCCCCGGGCUGGUUGAGGCGAGCUAUUCCACUUCACCUGCCACAGCUUCGCACAGUCGGUCGUGUGCCGCACACCCUCCAUGCUCGCAGUGUCCCACCGACGAUAGACAUGUUACGGUGGGCUACCUCCGGACGGCGACGGGUCAUGUCAAACGGCGUGCGCGUUUAAUUUCAAGCAAGUGGUACACGCGCGCAGUAUCCCUGCUUCUUCUCCUCCCACGGGCUGGAACAUUCAGCCGAGCUGACCGCGACACCUUUGUCCCAUGGAAAAACCGGGGAAUAGUGCCCGACAGGUUCGUGUUUGAUUAG
Triticum turgidum subsp. durum (durum wheat) is the source of this 414-nucleotide messenger RNA. Lineage: Eukaryota; Viridiplantae; Streptophyta; Magnoliopsida; Poales; Poaceae. The record is from the annotation of a GenBank genome assembly.